GUGUUGUUCCCUCCUUCAAAAGCAUCCGACCACAGACAAAUAUUUUCACCUACUUAGUCGAAGAUGAAGGAAUAAACCUUAUCUCUGAUGAUCAUUUUAGGAGAAGUAGCGCAUAAGUAAACAAGCCUCAUGAAGAUGUCGUCGUUUUUCUAAAAAAGCAUGUAAACCUAUCGCACUACACGUAAGCCUGAGCAUAAUGUACGAAAAUAUGAGGCCUAUUCGUACUGUGAAGACGAGAGCGUCCUAACUCCACACGUAGUUGCGCCUAGCUUCUAUUUAUUGGUCCAAAGAGAUUUUCAUGCCAAUCCUUCUGCGACAUCAGUGUCUUUGGUUUAAUCCUUGGGCUUCUGUGUCAAUGCUUGUAAGGAACAAUUUGUGAUUCUCAUAUCUUAUGGUAAAUGUUGGUGCGCUGCUCCUCAUGCUUGAUGUAGAUAUGACGUUAGAAAGGACCUCAAGUAUUCAUACCUAAGUAAUGUAUAAAAGUAGAUGUUCUCUGGUAGUGGUUUGCUCUUUUCGGUGUCAUCUCUGUCAACACACCUGACGAGAAAAGAAUCCUCUUGAUUCUUUCGAGAGUAGUCGUUCGUUUUUGCAACUUUCGUGCUCGAUGAAAAGCUGAUUUUCUUGUUGACCAAUCUUCGUUCCAGUGUUGGUGAGUCGAGUCUUCUAACGUCUAUUGCUCAUCUGAGUUCUCGAUUGUUAGAAAUCAGACGUUUUUUUUUCAGGAAAAAAAAUGGCUGAUAGGUCUGUGCUCUCGUCUCCGUCGUCCACGCAACCGCCACGGAGCCACGCAGGGGCAAAAGGUACAUCUACAAUCACAGAAGACACGCUCUAAAGUGUGAAUAUGAAAAUUCACUCAUGGUUUCGCGGUCGUGGCGUAUCUGCCUUUUUGUUACUUUGGCUUGGUUGGGAAUCGUCUUUUUUCCGAGGUGUAUUUUCGUUAGUUCUUUUAAGGACAAAAAGCAUCAUCAUCUUUUAAAACGGGUCAUUUACUUUUGAGAAGCCGUAGUUCGUUGUGGCCUACUUCCUUGAUAAUCAACAUCUACUAUGCUUUCUUGGAUUUGAUUUUCAACAUUUAUCCUCGUUCAUGUCCAUGUUCUUUCUCACAACAGCGUCCAGCGGUUUCGCAGGUUCGUGUGGUCUUGCGGUCGAGCACGAGCAAAGGCAAACAACGACAAUGGCUAAUCUGGCUACGCCAAGUAGAAACAUGUCGAGUUCUAUGGAAGAUGCUUUUUCGUCAAGUAUGAAAAGCAGUAGAGGCGGUCACCAGGUGAGUACCCAACAUCUUGUUGUACCACCUCCAACGGCGAGCGCUUCGCCAACAUCUUAUGUGGUCAGCGGCAAGAGUACCUCACCUGGUAGUAGUACGCCGAGCAAAAUGCUAUCAAGCAUACCUCAUACCGGUUACAAAAUGCUCCUAACUCCUGGAACAACGGGCGCAGGCUCAGCUGCGGCGUCAUCAGGUGCGGCAACAACAUGCUCGCCAUUGGUGCUCGACGAUGUUGCGCGCAUGCGCAGUGCACUCAAGCAAGCGGUAGAGCAUGGCGUGUUGUGUCCGGAAACGCUGGAGCCUAGGGCAGUGGCGGGCGGAGGCGACACGGCAUUUGACUUGAGGAAACAUGGCAUUUUUCAACUGCCAAGGGCACUGAAGAAUCCUGUAUUUUUGGCCGAAGGCGGUUUCGGGACGGUUGCGAAGUGCACUGUGGUUCGCCCGCAGGACUUGUGCGGCGGCUAUCGCGGAGACGUGGCAGUGAAGCGCGUUAAAAUACCGCGAGCGCCCGAGGACUGGGAAGACACCCUCAGGUUGCUUAGAGAGGUACCCACGAUUCAUAGCUCCUACUCACGUGCUGAUUAAUAUACUUCCCCUUGCUAACGCGAACGUAGAAAUGUCUCUCGAAACUACUUCUCCUACGUGGCAAAUUGAAGUGCACCUUUCACAUUUCUGCAACUUUCUCAGGUUCAUUUUCUGAAGCAUCUACCGCAUACAAAUGUUUCUCCGUUGCUUAAGCUAUACUCGGACGGGACGACAGUGGAUUCCCUCACGCACAUUUACCUCGUGAUGCCUUGCUACACGCCUGGAAGCCUUGAUGAGUAUUUCUUGGCUCCUUUCAUCCUUGCAGUCAUCUUUAGAAGAGAUUUGAGAUUAUUCGACAUCGUGGUGUCUCGUGCAUGGCUAUGUACUGGCCAACAUGGUGGUAUCUAGAUGAAUGAGGCCCUUUUUCCUUUCUACAAGCUGAAACUUCGGUUUUUUCACCUUUCCCUCAAACCGAAGGUUUGCUAUCAACGACAUUGCCGUCGUGCGGCGAAUCUGUUGCGGUCUGCUGCAGGCGCUGCGGUGGAUGCACCGCCACAAGGUGUUGCACCGAGACGUGAAAAGAGAGAAUAUUUUUUUCGACAACGUACGACAACAGGCUGUAUUGGCCGACUUCGGAAUGGCUCGAAGCAUGGUGAACCGAAUGACAACCAAGCGCGGAGUCGGGACGCGCUGUUACCUCGCGCCCGAGCAACUGGCAGGUGUCGAAGACUACGGAGUUGGAGUCGACAUUUUCGGCUUCGGAUGUGCGAUGUUCGAACUUAUUGCUCUUUCGCAUGAGCAAUGUCUCAUCCCUAUGUCCAUUGCCGGCACUCUCGAACACCGGGUACUCUCUACUAUUAACUUGAAUUUUGAGAAAAUCCAGUUCAAUGAUUCUGCCUAUGAGAUGAUUUCAACUGGUCUAUUGAGCCGGUAUAUGAAGAGACGCAGAUCUUCGAAGUCUCAUUCUUAUAAAGAUGCAUUAUAUGCAUUGUGGAGUAGUACUAGUAGUAUUUAUCUUGACGUGCAAUACAACGCUGCAACAGGCACGACUCUACGGUUUAGCGGGGCAUGAAUCUCAACCUGCGGAGCCGGAUGUUGUUGAGAAAUCGAAAAAAGCGCCUACAAAAAAAUGGUGCGAAAAUAGGUGGCGGGCUCUCAAAUGCCGAGCGGGAGCCCAUGAGAAGUCCGUAAGCGAGAUCGUACUAAGGUGCCUCGCUUACGCCCCCUCAUUUCGCUGGACUGCGGACGAGGCACUGAAGCAUCGCUGGUACACGCCUAGAUCAUAUCAGACGCAAAUGUAUACAUAGAGUCUAUACCUCAUCCAAAUCUAUGCCAUAGACACUUAUCUUUGUUCUUCAUCAUCUUCAGCAAUGUUUUUGUAAAUGAAAAGAGAUUCUUCAAAUCAGUGUUGAGAUGGGUCUUCAUUUGCCUUGGUAGUAAAGUACAUCUUAAUCUCUGGCUGGCUGUGGCUCUUGACCGUCAGGCGCUCUCUGAAGAUCUUGUAUAGGUCGUUUCCUGCACUCUCUCGGAUUGGUGCUCAUCGCUACUGUCGGCAAUUUCAUGAGAACCUGCUUAUAAUAUAAGUUGUUGAGAUUUAUUUGCUGGAUUAUUCACUGGUGGUUCCAUAGUCAAAAUUACAAGGUUCACCGGUGAGCCCAUCGAAGAGGAGACGGCUUUCCAGGUAACCGCUUUUGAGGCAUUCGAGGACGGUUUGUGGAAGCUACCGGACGAAGCGAAGCGUAUGAAACAAAUACGACAAUGGAUUUUGGAUAUCGUCGCGGAUCGCACAAUUCCUUUGCCCCGUGGAGUUCGCAAUCCAUUGCAACAGGCAGGUCUUCAACAAGAAGGCACGAGUGCUGCUGCUGGAGGUAGUAGUCGUGGUUGCGCGCCUUCACCAUCUCGUAAUGUGGUCGGUUUAUCAGGAUCGGAUAAGGUGAAUCUACCAAGGAUAGCCGGUGGAGCAGCAGCACGCCUAGAAAAACAUGAUGAUGGUAAGAAGACGAAGAAUUUGACGAGUUUUAUUGACUUCUCGUCUUUACUACCGAGUAGUGAAGACGACAGUCAGCAGAGCGUGUCUACAACGGCCUCAGUGAGCCUGAGCAUGACCAGUACGCCCGAUUUCACGCACUCGGGGACCGGCCCCGCUUCGAGCGAGCCCGCAGUCGAAAUCAAAUUCCCUCACAACAGUUGGUCCCAUUCUGCAACAUCAAGUACUAGUGCUGCCGCACCGGCAUCAAAAACAAGUGGAGCGGCCGCCUCGUCGCCAAUAUUUUCAGUGGAGCAAGCACAUGCUCGGUACAACAGUCAUCUCAAGUUCAACAUGAAAAAUAGUAAGAAUUCGCUCGUUACACUAACAUCCUUCGACUCGGCAGGGGACGAUAGCAGUCAUUCAGCAACAAACGAAUUUACCUUACCGUCAGCACCGGAGGCACCUGUCUCGGAAGAACCUGCAAAGAAACGCCGUGUUGGAUAGAAGACUUCCCUACACUUAACUAGAAUUAAUAAUUCCUUGAAGAAAUAGAAAUAGUUAGAACUACAGCUUUGAUGGGCGGCAAGAUAAAGAUAAAAUGCAUCUUAAUUUAGUAGAUAUUUAUAGCCUUGACAAUGAUGAUCGAGUCGUUCGAAAUUUGAAGAAUUCCUCGUCAAGAAUCAAUGUCAAUAAUCCAGUUUUUCGUUUGACUUCAUUCAGGUGAUAGAUAUUGUCAACAGCGUCAUUGUUGGUUUGAUUGUGUUGCAGUUGUUACGUUGUUGAUCUUCUUCUUGAUUAUCCCUAUACCUUGAAAUCGUUAGUCACACCCACGGCUGGACGGCCGUGGUCGCAGAGCUGACGUCAAAAAACGGUAGAUCGUUUAUUUUCUUAACUGAUGCCAUUUUCCUGAAUUCUGAUAUUUUAUUAUUUAUUUCACAGUAGCAAUCUUCAAUGAAUAUGAAAAUGAUCCGUCAGCAUCGCAUCUUUACGCUCCCUACGCACAGGCCACGUACGACGCUUUAUGCACGCAUCAUUAUUUCGUGCACUAUGAAUAUCGUCUAUCUACUCGACCUCUUCUACUCGACCUCCACGAUCUUCACGUCCCAUCUUCUAUCUAGACCCUUCCUUUUUUCCUUACAUGAUACCGACCCCGGCAUAGUACAUGACCUGUUCGUCCUGGAUUCCUGAACCAUCAUGAACGCCGAAUAUCAUGCCGAGCAGGUUCCUGAUUAAUUUGCAUGAUUUGAAGUCACGGGACGAAACUUGCAGGAAAAGUAUUAGAAAAAGGCUUUUCUCCGCCGAAUACUACGUACUUCUAGUACACAGGGUGGAUUAGUUCACGUUGAACGGCAAAAGACUAAUUCUGUUCAUGUUACACGUACUUUACCACAUGCAUUUAUUAUAUGGAGGGUUCUUUGUCCUAGAAAAGACAUUUUUCUCCACGUCCAAUCAUGACCUUCCCGCACUGCAACAUCCCAGAUUUAAGUAGAUAAAUUUGCAGAUGAAUUGGAUCGUUCGCUCUGGACGCCGUAACGAGAAUCUAUUCCCUAACUCGCCGACCUAUGUAUAUUAUUUAAUAAUUUUUGUCACCGCUCCUGUAUGAGAACGAAACUUCAGAGCUAUUUAUCAUUUUUUGUUAAGAUUGAUGAGAAGUAAAGAGCAGGCAUUCGUCAUUAAUUGCUAUGCCUGCGCGCCUAUGUUGGAUGGUAUUAUUUGUAUGAGAUUAUAUUUUUGCAAUUUGGGGAGGGGGGACCAUAAAUGGGCGGGGUAGAACUUCGGUAUGCGCAACAGCGUGUGAGCUGUAAUCGUCGAUAGCAAACUUAUUGAUAUUUCUAUGUGCGUAGUCAUCUUCGUUGGUCAAAUAAAUAUACUUGCAGGCAGCCAGCUGCAAUAGGCAGUAGUCGUUUUUCUCAGCGCUAUACAGGAAUUACCGCAAUAUCUACAGCACUUAUCAGUGUGAUUAUGAUGCUUACCGACAAGGAUCAUGGUCAAAAUCAAAGUUCUUAAUGCAACGGAUAACAGAACAAAUGCAAAAUGUGGUGCGUCGUGAAGACGCAGGCAGGACAAACAAUAGUCGCGAAUAGGCGGACAACAAAGAUUGGGUCAGACACGAUAGAAG
This is a messenger RNA of Amoebophrya sp. A25, 5880 nucleotides long. The record is from the annotation of a GenBank genome assembly. Lineage: Eukaryota; Dinophyceae; Syndiniales; Amoebophryaceae.